Molecule: messenger RNA, 1008 nt
Organism: Phialemonium atrogriseum
Lineage: Eukaryota; Fungi; Ascomycota; Sordariomycetes; Cephalothecales; Cephalothecaceae
Product: Acetylxylan esterase
Exons: 3
Coding region: 328-1008 (226 amino acids)
Molecular function (GO): hydrolase activity
Source: RefSeq, a predicted model, not a curated record
CCGAGAUCUUGGAUCGAAAGUAGUUCAGCCUAUCUGAAUAUAGAGAUUUGGGGAUUCGGAGGAAUGGGAUUUCCUGGUUGGGUGGAUCUCCAAACAGAUCCUUCUCACCCUCAAGCUUAGCCUUUCGCCCGAAUCGGUGCAGAUAGUUACAGGUGCGAUGUGUGUACGCAGUAGUCCUCCAUAGCCCGUACCCUGGUGCUCGGUCGUAUAUCUAGAGCUAGACUCCCGACUCCCGACUCCAGUUCUCCCUCUACUACCCAGGACUACUAUCACCUUGAGCAUCAUUCCUACCCACCAAGCCACCACAGGUAACCGCACAUUUCCACCAUGAAGGCCUCAGCGGUGAUUCCCCUCCUCGCCAGCCUCGCCAGCUCCAGUCCCGUGGAGCUUGGGGAGCGCCAGUCCUGCCCGGGAGUCCACGUCUUUGGGGCACGGGAGACGACGGCCCCGGCGGGCUACGGCACUUCCCAGGGCCUCGUCAACAUGGUGACCCAGGCCUACCCCGGCGCCACGGCCGAGGCCAUCACAUACCCGGCGUGCGGAGGCCAGGGCCAGUGCGGCGGAGUCAGCUACGACGACUCGGCGAACCAGGGCACAGCCGCCGUGGUCAAGGCCGUGACAGACUUCCACACCAAAUGCCCCGACACCAAGAUCGUGCUCAUCGGGUAUUCACAGGGCGGCCAGAUCAUGGACAAUGCCCUCUGCGGCGGUGCGGGUACAACCCUCACCGGUAACGCCCUCGCCGCAGUCAAGGCCGGCAUCUUCAUGGGCGACCCGCACAACAUCGCCGGCCUUCCCUACAACGUUGGCACUUGCACUGCCGGAGGAUUUGCGGCCCGCCAAGGAGGCUUCAAGUGCACUCCUGCCGACCCGACCAUCCUCCAGUCGUACUGCGACUCUACGGACCGGUACUGCUGCAAUGGAAACGAUGCGAACUCGCACCAACAGUAUGUCAACAAAUACGGCCAGCAGGCGUUGGCGUUCAUCAAGAAGCUGUUGGAUGCCUAG